GAUUAAAAAUAUCAUUAUUGAACACGAAUAGAAACGGUAAGAACACCGUGUUCCUCUGCCGAACAGCAAUUAUUUACAUCCUGCGUAUUUACAUACAAUGCAGUACUAAUCGACGCAUGAUAAUUCCAUUUAGUAAUAAAUGAAACGUUCAUCGACCAAGCGAUAGAUCGAUAAAUUCCGUCUAACAAUGAGUGUCGUAAACGAUAUAUCGUUCGCGAGUUCGGAGAAGGAAUCGACCGAAAAAAAAUUCAUAUCUCGUUCUAGACACAACAUUGUCAACGGAUUACUCUUAAUAUAUCGUCGAAACUCGCACGUGACUAUUGUCUAUUACGUCUAUUGGUCGAUUAGUUCGAUUGUACGACGAGGUACGACGAGUCGCGGUCGAUAGGUAUCCUCAGGAGAUUCCACCAGUGUGAUACUUCAGGGAAGACAACGUGACAAAGUGUGCAGUGGCGGGUCGGACGAGUCGUUUGUCCUUUGCUCGUUCGCCAAAAAUCGAACGCAUCGUAAUAUAUAUCGGAAGUCGAAUCGAUGGCGUCACAGGCUGGAUCCACGAUUCAAGCUAACCUCAAUGAUUUCACCAAACAGAACCGGAUGAAGGUCGCUCAACCUAAAGACAGCGAGCUAGGAUCGCCGUUUCGACGCGCCGCGUCCCUCCGGCUGCCAAAAUCAUCCAACUCGAGCAACACCGUCGAUCGCAAUCGAUUGCACGUGUCGCCGUGCGACGGCAAACCAUCACCAUCGCCAGCAUCCAUAACCCCGGAUAAGGCGGACGCCACACCAGUCCGGCCCGCCAGGCACUCCGCACCUGCGAUCGACGCACCUGCGCCGGAAUACCUCGCCAGGAAUCUUCUCCAGCUUGGCUGUCCCGUCGUGUCAAUGCCCACACCUCGUGGAGGAGUUGGGUCUGAGCCUCCGCAGAGUAGCGACAGCGAUGAAUACUCGACGACUCAUACCCAACAGCAGCAGCAGCAGCAGCAGCAGCAGCAGCAGCAACAGCAGCAGCAGCAGCAGCAGCAGCAGCAGCAGCAGCAGCUGCAACAGCAGCAGCAGCAGCAUGGUCAUGGGCAUGGGUAUGGUCAAGGACAGGCGGAUAUCUACAACGUGCCCAAAGUCCAGGUGUCGGGACCAUCGAACAAUGAUGAAUCCUCUUCCGUCGUCAAUGGGUAAGUCUGAUCCUAUCCUAUUCCUAUUUCUGACGAUG
This is a messenger RNA of Frieseomelitta varia, 1204 nucleotides long. Its product is annotated as alpha-protein kinase 1-like. Gene Ontology annotation, molecular function: transcription cis-regulatory region binding. Gene Ontology annotation, cellular component: nucleus. Lineage: Eukaryota; Metazoa; Arthropoda; Insecta; Hymenoptera; Apidae. The coding region runs from base 532 to 1170 and encodes 212 amino acids. Gene Ontology annotation, biological process: regulation of transcription by RNA polymerase II. The transcript is spliced from 3 exons. The record is from RefSeq and is a predicted model, not a curated record.